Molecule: messenger RNA, 5343 nt
Organism: Zymoseptoria tritici IPO323
Lineage: Eukaryota; Fungi; Ascomycota; Dothideomycetes; Mycosphaerellales; Mycosphaerellaceae
Exons: 1
Coding region: 1-5343 (1780 amino acids)
Biological process (GO): maturation of SSU-rRNA from tricistronic rRNA transcript (SSU-rRNA, 5.8S rRNA, LSU-rRNA); positive regulation of transcription by RNA polymerase I
Cellular component (GO): small-subunit processome; 90S preribosome; t-UTP complex
Molecular function (GO): snoRNA binding
Source: RefSeq, a predicted model, not a curated record
AUGACGACCGCUCUUCAGCAGCAAUUGGCUGCUAUUGCUGCCAACAGCACACACCAACUCGACCUGAAAGCGCAAAAGACCCGUCACAGCAAGUCGCUGCUGUUCGAAGCAAGAGAUGCAGCGUCGCAAAACUUUGACACGAUAUACCAAAUAUGUCUGGAGGGAUUCGAGGAGCUGUGUCAAUUGGACAACCGAUUCUUGCCCUAUCGGAGGAAUCUGUUCAGCGAGCAGAGUAAGAAUGAGGAUCGCACGCGCAUGACUGCGAAUGAGAACAAGGAAUUGGAUGGCGUUAUUGAGCGUUUCCUGGGGCUUCUUGGGGCACGAUUGCUGCUCAAGCCUGGGAUGAAAGCGGCAGAGUGGUUAGUGCGCCGGUUCAGAGCGCACGAGUACAAUACGGAGCCUCUGCUCUUGACGUUUCUGCCAUACCACACCUCGCAAAUCUUCCCGACAUUGCUUUCCAUCCUUCCGGAGACCCUACCUGCAAACUUCCGGUUCCUACACCCAUAUGUUGCAUCCUUGCAAAGUCCACCCAGAUAUGUCAUUGUUUCGGCCGCCAUCACCAGUCCGACUUUCUUCGCCGCGUUCAGCGAGUAUGUUCUGGACGUGGCAAAGUCGCACCACCACUCAGCACUUCUCCUCGGAUUCUGGGCGAGUGUUACGGCACAGACUGUCAACGGUAUGAUGGACGCCACUCGGUCUGGUCGCGAGGCUGUCCGACAACAGAAGGAGGAAGACGUUUUGCUCAGGGUGCUACCGAUCCUGCAACGAGCUCUCGGAAUCAGCGACGUUCCUGAGCUCUUUUUGGGAUCUUGCAUGAUCAUGACAAUACUGGCCACCAAGGCAUCACUCAACGAGAAUGUCAUCAAUGCGAUGAUGGAGGCCGUAGCAUCUGCGUGGAACGAACAGACAUUGGAGGAUGGGAUCACAUGUCUCGCCGUGCUCGGAGAAGAGAAGCAGCAAUUGUCCCUCUCGCGCAAGGUGACUCGCGCGCUGAUCAAGCAGGAUAAAGCGCUCGCCAUCAUUGAAAAGACCGGGACCACUUGCCGCGCGGACAGACUCCUCGCUGGGCUUGCACACGGUGCUAUCGACGCGAUCGCCAGGAAUGCUGACCCUAAGGCGUCGCAACUCCUCAUGGAUAUUCUCGAAUCUGAUUUGCUGUCUCAAGGAUACACCAUCCUGCUCCUCGAGGCUACCAUGAAGGCUGUUGCGGACGUGGAUGCCACCGCUGGCGAGGACAGCGGUCGAUCCGAAUUGCUCGCAGUCCUGGGCCGCUUCGGAAGUCAUGAAGGCGGCACUCGCCUGAUUGAACUCGCGGUAAAAAAAUCACAAGUGGAUCUGGCACGGCUGGACGCAAGCUUGGCACUGCAGCUCGACGCCAUUGAUGUGGAGGAGGCGAACAGCGAUGUAGAAGAACUGGCGCUGCUACAGGCAGACGAGGCUUCCAUCGCAACAGUCCUUGAUCUGAGCCACCUGCCAGCACUACCAUACAAAGAUGCGUCAUUCCUGGACCCGGAUAAUCAGGACCUUUUCAAUGGCUACAUGGCAGCAUUCGACAAAGCUCUGCCUUCUGACAAGGACCUUGCUGCGCUGUUGAACCUCCACUCGUUGCAAAGGAAGCACUGUUCGCAACAGCCGGGCGUGCUUUCUUUCUUCACCCACGUCUGGACCUCUGGUGCAAACAAUUCUAGCCGCCUUAAGGCGCUUCACAUCACGCGCGAGCUGAUCGAGCAGAUCACGAAGGCAGAGUCGCCGAUCGAUAUGCAAGCGCUACUCCCCUAUCUCAUCGCCGCUCUCGCCGAUCCUGUCAAGUCAAUUCGACAUGCAGCAGCCUCCGUCUGCCUUGCGCUGAGCGAUGUGUACAAGAUUGCCCACAACAAGGCGACGGAUGCUAAAGUGUGGAGCAGGAACAGCUUUCUCGGCAAAGACAGUUCAAAAUUGACGUGGCUGCCACUAGCUGAUGCACACAAGUUACUGGCCGAUGUGCUAGUGCCAAUUCUCGAAGACUGCGUUGUAAAUGCGGGCUACGUCGUCCAAGCACUGGCCGACAGCAUCAAUUCAACGUCGACCAACGCUGCCACGCCUCGGAAAGAGUUGAAGUCCUCGUCUCGAACGGGUGUCUACACAUUUUUGGCGUCCCACAUGGUCGUCACUCCAGUGCUCAAUGUUAAGCUUCGCAUAGGAAGCAUCCUAUGUCAGAUCGGAAAAGUCGCUGGUACCGCACGGAACCACAUCGUCGUUCCUUACGUUCAGGAUCACUUCAGUCGACCGACCAGCGCUACCUUUCCCAACGACUCGGCUAUACUGUCGAAGACUUUAGUCAGCUGUCUGACGCAACGUAGCGCUGAAGAGAUCCAACUACUGAAGACUUUGGCGACAGGCGAGCUGGGAGGUACCGAACAGACGAUAGAGCUCGGAUUUGCACGUCUGCGGCAGCUCUGGCCUGCAAUGAAAGACAUCACUCGAGCCGAGAUCGUGAAUUGGUUGCUGGAUUUGAGUCUCAAUGUCGAUUCCCCCGAGGAAACGCAAGCAGAUGCCAUCGAGACUCUCCGUAAUCUCACUUUGUCCUCAGAAAUUCUGGUCCAUCUUGUCGAAAGCCUGCCAAAUAUCGCCGAGCUGCAAGGACAGCCAACGCCUGCGAAGAAGCAGCGUACCAACAGGACUUCCGACGCGACCAAAGUCAUCGCUAUAGACAAGGAGAAGCUCAGUUCUGCUAUUCGUCGAAUCACCCUAGUGCUCGAACUUGUCGAGGGUUCCAAACCUGAGCGGCACCCACAGUUGCUCAAGGGACUUUUCUACAUUCUCGGCGAGCUUCACCAGUACAAGACGCUGCUGAAUUCAGAGCUGGUGUAUCUCCAAGGUUUGAUCAUCAAUGGCCUCCUGGAUGUUGUGCGUGGACUGGAGUCGACUGCAAACAAAAAUGUCGACCGCUCCGUCAUUCGGGCUGACCUCAUCGUGGAGUGCGUGCGAACAACGUCUAGUACACAAGUUCAUCACGCUGCUCUGUUAUUGAUGUCAGCACUGGCAUCGUGGGCGCCGGAUCUUGUUCUGCACAGUGUCAUGCCUCUUUUCACAUUCAUGAGCUCGACCAUUCUCAAGCAAGGCGAUGACUACAGCGCACACGUCACCGAUCAAACGGUUGCACGAAUCAUCCCGCCACUUGCAGCAUCACUCAAGAAGCGUGGUAAAGAUCUCAUUAGCGGCGCCGCAGAGUUGCUACUCAGUUUCACGGCGGCUUUUGAGCACAUCCCGCUGCAUCGAAGACAAGCUCUCUUUCAGCACCUUGUCGCGACACUUGGCGCUGAACAAUCUCUGUUCGCGGUCGUAGCCAUGUUGGUCGAAAGAUAUCCCGAUCAGACGAACGUUCUCCCCUUCGUGUCGGAGCUCAUGGGUAACUUUGAUGUCGCCGUGCAGCUCCACGCUGUCAGCCAAUACCUCGACCUUAUCGUCGACACCCUCAAGUCGAAGCGAGGUCUUUCGGACGUCAUCUUGGGUUACGCUGAGAAGAAUAAGGACCAGGCGAUAGCUGCAACGUCGGUCUUGCUCAGUGGCCUUGCAGAAACGCUUAGCCGCGACACCCUACGCAAGAGGCUUUCCAAAGAACUCAAGAACGAUGAAGAGGAAGCGGACAAUCUUCGUCGAACAUACUCUAAACUUCUCGAGAAGUCCAUGCAGCUUGGCCUCCAACUCAGGACCGAUGAUAUUCUUCACCACAACGCCAACCGUGUGCUCUCAGCUCUGCUCGGCUUAAUGCCCACCAAGGACUUCAUCGACGCGAGCGCAAUCCUCAUGCAGAGCGGCUCAGACGAGAUUCGACAACAGGUCUUCUGGUCGCUCGAGCAGCGCGUCAAGACCGCCAAGCGUGGAGAUGCAGCUCUUCAGACCAUCUUCGGCGAAACUCUCACCAACUGCGCGAUCUUUGUUACCCCCUCGCAGCCUGUUGCGACACGGAUCGCCGCUAUCACAUGCAUUGACAACAUUUCCGAGAAGUUUGGAAAGACGGAUCGCACUGCGGUCAUGCAAGCUGCGCAACAAAUCGCUGGCGAGGCAGCGCUUGGCCACAAAGAGAGCACACUUCGCCGUAUCUCCCUUCUGUGCUUGGCCAGUAUGGUGGAAGUGCUUCAAGACGAGUUCAUCCCGGUGCUGCCAAAAACGCUAGACCGGACGCUUCAGUAUCUUGCGGAAGGCCUCGGGGAUGAAGCCAGAGUGGACGAGAGCAUGCUCACGGCUUGUUUCAGCUUCGCAAUGGCUAUUCUCGACCACCUUCCAUGGAUGCUCUCAGGCAAAUAUCUGGAGCAGUUGCUGGUCCUCGCGGCGAAGGCAAACAGCUACAAGGCCAAGCAAUUCAGCGAGUUGACUGCUAAGAAAGUCGCUGCUCAUGAGUUGCUUAGUGCGAUUGAGCGAACACUGGAAGAUGUCGUCGCCCUUGGUAAAGACGCCGUCGGCCUUCACAUGGAAACUCUGCACGAAACGAUCAAGAUCCAGACCAAAUCCACUAUUGCAAAGAAUGCGCAGCUGGUUUUCUCGAUCCUGCUUUCGGCGUUCGACAUCCGCCGCAGACUUCCUCCAUCAGAAGAGGAGGACUCCGAGGUCGAGUCGUCACCGUACGAGCUGGUCACUGCUGCCGCCAUGGAAGCUGUUCUCAAGCUCAACGAUGCAACAUUGCGACCAUUCUUCACUCGCAUUGUCGAAUGGGCCGGAGCUCUGCCAAAGAAGGACGUACAGGGAGCAUGCUGCCGCAGUAUCAGCCUCUACAGCUUUGCACUGGCACUCUUUGACCAGCUCAAGUCUCUUGUCACAAGCUACGGCAGUUUCAUUCUGGGCAGUGCUGCUUCUCAGCUCCCGAAUCUGUUGGCUCGCGGCAACGACUCUACCAGCGAGCAGUUCGAACUCUUCGAUCUCGUACUGCAAGCCUUGACCGCGAACUUCAGCAACGACCAAGACGGUUUCUGGCAAGCACCUGCGCAUUUUGACGCAAUCGCUGAGCCUCUCAUCAGCCAACUCAAACGUCCAGGCAGCGUCGUGAACCACUCAGAGUUCCUCAUCCCAGCCAUUAUGGAGCUCGCCGCCGCUGCUGGCUCUCCGGAGCACCACAAAGCAAUGAACACUAUGAUCAUGUCAUACAUGCGACACGAAGGCGCCGACGUCCGCCUGGCUGCAGUCAAGUGUGAGCGUGCCCUGACGGAACGUCUCCACGUCGACUGGAUCGGCCUUCUGCCGGAGAUGUUACCGUUCAUUAGCGAGCUGCAGGAGGAUGAUGAUGGAGAGGUUGAGAGAGAGGUGGGCCGGUGGAUCCUGGAGAUUGAGGGUGUCACUGGCGAGAGCCUUGAUAGCAUGUUACAGUAG